Molecule: messenger RNA, 1872 nt
Organism: Papilio polytes (common Mormon)
Lineage: Eukaryota; Metazoa; Arthropoda; Insecta; Lepidoptera; Papilionidae
Gene: pelo
Product: protein pelota
Exons: 7
Coding region: 163-1326 (387 amino acids)
Biological process (GO): nuclear-transcribed mRNA catabolic process, non-stop decay; RNA surveillance; nonfunctional rRNA decay
Cellular component (GO): cytoplasm
Source: RefSeq, a predicted model, not a curated record
GGCAGACUUAAGACAUUUGUCAUUGAUAAUGAGAAUGCAGCGUAUUGUAAAAAAUAUAGCUUUGAUUAAAUCAUUAGAAAUGCGUUUAAGGUUCACUCGGAAACGUAAUUAAUACCAAAUAUGAUUAUUUAGUACUACACUGUUUAAGACAUCAUUAAGAAAAUGAAGUUAACACAUAAAAACAUAGAAAAAGAUGGUUGCGGAAGUAUUGGGCUCAUACCUGAGGAAUCGGAGGAUAUGUGGCAUGCGUAUAACUUGAUAUCAGAAGGUGACGCAGUGACCGCGUCAACUGUGCGUAAGGUGCAAACGGAAUCAUCCACAGGUUCUUCCACUAGUAAUAGAGUAAGAACUACUCUCACUAUAAGAGUUGAAACGAUUGAUUUUGAUACACAAGCAUGUGUAUUGCGUUUAAAAGGCCGAAACAUUGUAGAAAACCAAUAUGUGAAGAUGGGUGCAUAUCACACAUUAGAUUUGGAACAGAAUAGAAAAUUUGUUUUGCAAAAGGUUCUCUGGGAUUCCGUGGCGCUGGAAAGAGUAGACACAGCUUGUGACCCGGCUGCAACUGCUGAUGUGGCGGCCGUUGUGAUGCAGGAGGGUCUGGCUCAUGUAUGUCUUAUUACACCCUCUAUGACAUUGGUCCGCUCUAAAAUAGAUGUGACUAUACCAAGAAAGAGGAAAGGUUUUGUUCAACAACAUGAAAAGGGUCUAAAUAAGUUCUAUGAAGCUGUAAUGCAGGGCAUUUUGAGGCAUAUUGACUUUAGUAUAGUUAAAUGUGUGAUUAUCGCAUCACCAGGUUUUGUCAAAGAUCAAUUCUUUGACUAUAUGAUGCAACAAGCUGUUAAAACAGAUAAUAAACUGUUGAUUGACAAUAAGGGAAAGUUCUUAUUAGUAAAAGCAUCAUCUGGCUUUAAACAUUCAUUGAAAGAGGUACUUCAAGAACAAUCAGUGAUGUCAAAGAUAUCAGAUACUAAAGCUGCUAGUGAGGUGAAACUAUUGGAAAGCUUUUACACAAUGUUGCAGUUGGAACCUGCUAAAGCUUUCUAUGGCAAGAAACAUGUUGAAAAAGCUAAUGAGGCAUUAGCUCUUGAAACACUCAUGAUAUCGGAUAGAUUGUUUAGAUGUCAAGAUGUUUUAAAAAGAAAGGAAUAUGUAACACUAGUUGAUUCAGCGCGAGAUAAUGGCUGUGAUGUUAGAAUAUUUUCAAGUAUGCAUGUCUCUGGUGAACAAUUAGAUCAAUUGACCGGUAUUGCAGCCAUUUUGCGUUUCCCCAUGCCGGAGCUGGAAGACAGUGAUGCUGAGGAUGAUAGCGGUACAGAAUCUGAAUAAUCUACAAAAAAUUAUACAUUAGCUGAAAGCAUUUCAUAGCAAUAUAUAUCUAGGUAUAUUUGUUAUAUUAGUAAUGUAACAAAUAUACUGUUUUAUACAUUAUAUUUGCACACAAGCAUUAAUUAAAUAUACAUUUAUAUGAAUUUCAGUGCUGUUUUAUAACUGUCUUCUAUACAGCGAUAAUAUUUAUCUUAAAAUGCAGAAUUGUAUUUAUUGUCUGUUCCGAACCAUUUUGAUAUUGUAUUUUUAUAGUUGUCUAAAAGAACGGUGAGUUCAUUUUGUUACAUAUUGUUGUUCAAUUUUUAUUUCAUUAUGGUGUAAAUAUGUUUUACACACAGAUUAUAACAUUAUUAUUAAAAGAAUAUUGGCCAUGUCUAGGCUGUGUAUUGGAUUAAAAUAUCGCGCUAAAGUUAUAUCAGCCUUCAUCUAUUUACUUUAUUGAAAUAUAAUGUAACAAUUUAUGUACAUUUGGCUGUUAUCUCGAAAAAUUGACCAUGUAACGUAUGAUAAUAGGUAUAGAAAAAUUAAAAUAUUUAUUUUAUUGGA